Molecule: messenger RNA, 6282 nt
Organism: Homarus americanus (American lobster)
Lineage: Eukaryota; Metazoa; Arthropoda; Malacostraca; Decapoda; Nephropidae
Product: NADH-ubiquinone oxidoreductase chain 1-like
Exons: 1
Biological process (GO): aerobic respiration
Cellular component (GO): membrane
Molecular function (GO): NADH dehydrogenase activity
Source: RefSeq, a predicted model, not a curated record
CAUAUUUGAAUAAAAUUGUUUGUGAUGGCUUUAGUUAUAUUUGUGAGUUAUUUAAUUUUAAUUAUUUGUGUUCUUGUGGGUGUUGCAUUUGUUACUUUGUUAGAACGUAAAAUUUUAGGGUAUAUUCAAAUUCGUAAAGGACCAAAUAAAGUUGGCUUUAUUGGACUGCUACAACCCUUUGCGGAUGCUGUGAAGUUAUUUACUAAAGAGCAAACGGUACCUGUAAAAUCUAAUUUUCUUCCAUACUAUGCUUCACCUGUUUUUAGUUUGUUUACUGCAUUGAUUGUAUGGUUAGUAAUUCCUUAUGAAAUUGGAAUAAUAAAUUUAAAUAUAGGAGUACUUUUUUUCUUGUGUUGUUUAAGAUUAGGUGUUUAUUCAACUAUAAGAGCUGGUUGGGCUUCUAAUUGUAAAUAUUCUUUGUUAGGUAGGCUCCGGGCUGUUGCUCAGACUAUUUCUUAUGAAGUUAGUCUUGCUUUAAUUUUGCUUUCUUUUAUUUUUUUAGUGGGAGGUUUUAGUUUAGAACUUUUUAAUUUAUACCAAGAAAGUGUGUGAUUUUUGUGGGUCACAUUUCCGUUAGCUUUAAUUUGGUUUGCUUCUUGUUUAGCUGAGACAAACCGAACUCCUUUUGAUUUUGCGGAAGGCGAAUCUGAGCUAGUGUCUGGGUUUAACACCGAGUACAGAAGAGGUGGUUUUGCUUUAAUUUUCAUAGCUGAGUACGCUAGAAUUUUGUUUAUAAGAGCGCUGUUCGCAUUAUUAUUUUUAGGUGGUGGUCCUUCUAGUCCCCUUUUUUAUGCAAAGCUGGUAGGAGUAAGAUUCGCAUUUAUUUGAGUUCGAGGAACUCUUCCUCGUCUUCGUUACGAUAAGUUAAUAGGAUUAGCUUGAAAAAGAUUUUUACCAGUUUCUCUUAAUUAUUUAAUUUUUUUCAUGGGGAUAAAAAUACUAUGUUAUUGUUCUAUAAUUUAGUUUAUAACUAAUUUAGUAUAUUGAAAAUGUUAUGAUAGUUAAGACGUUUUAGUGUCCUUAUUGAUGUUUUCAAAACAUCUGUUUUAAAUAAACUAAACUAUCAAUCAAGCAGUUUAUCUCACAAUAAAAGUGAAAGAGGAUUGACAAUGUAGUAAAGGAAAUACACUACUGUUAGAAUUUGCCCUGUAAUAACAAAAGGAUCCUCAACAGGUCGAGCUCCAAUUCAGGUUAGAAGAAUAACAAUUGCAAUUAAAGAUCAAAAUAAAAUUUGAUUUAAAGGAUAAAAAGUUAAUCUUCGAAAUUUAGAAGUAUGGGUAAAAGGUAAAAUUAUUAAAAUUGCGAUUGAUAUAGCCAGGGCGAUUACUCCUCCUAAUUUGUUUGGAAUUGAUCGCAAGAUAGCAUAUGCAAAUAAAAAGUAUCAUUCAGGUUGAAUAUGUGCUGGUGUAACUAGUGGAUUAGCCGGGACAAAGUUGUCAGGGUCUCCAAGAAGGUAGGGAUUUAGAAGAGUCAAUAAAAUUAAUGCGGUUAGUAUAACUAUAAAUCCAACAACAUCUUUAAAAGUGAAAUAAGGAUGGAAUGGAACUUUAUCAAUAUGUCUUGCAAUUCCAAGUGGGUUGUUAGCUCCAGUUUGAUGAAUAAAUAAGAUAUGGAUAAGAGUCGCUGCUGCUACUAAAAAUGGUAAUAAAAAAUGAAUUGUAAAAAAUCGAGUUAGCGUUGCAUUAUCAACUGCAAAUCCACCUCAAAUUCAUUGUACAAGUUCAGUCCCAAUAUAAGGGAUAGCAGAAAAAAGAUUAGUAAUAACUGUUGCACCCCAGAAUGAUAUUUGACCCCAAGGUAAAACAUAACCUAGAAAAGCUGUUGCUAUAACUAUGAAUAAAAUAACAACACCUACUAUUCAAGCAUGAAAAAAUAAGUAGGAUCCAUAAUACAUACCACGUCCAAUAUGUAAGUAAAGGCAAAUAAAGAAAAAGGAAGCUCCAUUAGCAUGGAGUGUUCGAAGAAGUCACCCGUAAUUUACAUCUCGACAAAUAUGGGCAACACUUGAGCAAGCUAAAUCAAUAUGAGCAGUAUAGUGUAUAGCAAGAAAAAGACCAGUAACAAUUUGGACAACUAAGCAUAAGCCUAAUAAAGAUCCAAAAUUUCAGAAUGUUGAAAUAUUUCUUGGAAUAGGUAUAUCUACUAAAGCUCCGUUAGCAAUUUUAAAAAGGGGAUGGCUUUUGCGAAUAGGUGUCGUCAUUAAUAGGAUAGUCGAAGUGGUCUUGAAUAAAGAUUAACAAUUUUUACAAUAACGAUAAGAGUCAAUAGGAGAUAAAGGACUAUAAAUAAAGUAAAAGAUAUUGUUGGAGGUCUAUAAAUAGUUCUUACUAGAGUAGAAGUAGUAUCAAGUGAAAAUAUAUCUGAAGAAAUCGCUGAUCUAAUAAUAGAAAUAUCGGGAGUAAUAUAAAGAGGGUCUUUUAGUAUUAUAAAAAUUGUCAAAAAUAAAGAAAAUCUUGAAAUAACUAUUAGAGCUGUAGCUGAAAAUUUGAAUGGUUCGUUAGAAGCAAGUGAGGCAACAUAAAUAAAUAACACUAGUAUAGCUCCUAAAAAAAUAAGAAAAAGAAUGUAUGAAAAUCAAAAAGAGUUGUUGUUCAACCCUGCAGCAAGCGAAAUCAUAACAGUUUGUAUCAAUAAUGUGAGACCUAUAGAUAAAGGAUGAAUAAGACGUGUAAAAAGUAAUGAAGUUACAAAAAUAAGAGGAAGAAUAAAAAAUAAGAUUUCAGAGAGUAGUUUAAUAAAAUAUUAGUUUUGGGAAUUAAAGAUAAAAGUUUACUUUUUUCUCUGAAGUUUUAAGAAAAUAAAUUUCAUUUUUGGUUUACAAGACCAAAGUUUUGGUUUAAACUAUUAAAACUAAUGUCAAUUCUUAGAUUAAUAUUUAUUUUUGUUCCUCUUGUCGUUGUUUUCUGUGGGUUAUGAAAUUUUGUUUCUAACCGAAAACAUUUACUUAGUCCUUCUAAGUUUAGAAUUUAUUAUAUUAGGCAUUUUUUGAGUCAUAGUAAUUUGUUUAGCUAAAGUAGGAAUCGAAGCUUAUUUUACUUUAUUUUUUUUAACUAUAGCAGCUUGUGAGGGUGCUUUGGGUCUUUCUUUAUUGAUUUCUAUUGUGCGGACUCACGGUAAUGAUUGUUUCAGAAGUUUUAGAACAUUACAAUGUUAAAGUUCAUUUUUAUAAAUAUUUUAUUGAUUGCGUUUGUUAAAGAGUGGUGGUUUAUUCAAAUUUCUUUGUUUUUAAUGUGUUUUAUUUUUAGGUGUUUUAUGGGACAUGACUUUUCUGUUUCGGGGUUGGGAUUAAGAUUAGGUUCUGAUCAUUUAGGUUUUAUUUUAAUUAUAUUAAGAAUAUGAAUUAUGGCACUAGUCAUUUGUGCAAGUCAAAGAAUUAAAAAAACAAAUAACUCUCCUAGAGGGUUUUUAGUUGUAAAUUUACUAUUGCUGUUAGCAUUGCUUUUAACGUUUAGAGCAACAGAUUAUCUCUUGUUUUAUAUUAGAUUUGAAAGAUCUUUAAUUCCUACUUUAAUUUUAAUUUUAGGCUGGGGUUAUCAACCUGAGCGAAUUCAGGCUGGAGUUUAUAUGUUAUUUUAUACAUUGUUUGCUUCUUUGCCUUUGCUUGUUUCUCUAUUAAGAUUUUAUAGAUUGGGUGGUAGUCUAACGAUAGGUUUAGUACCAUGCGCUGAAAGAUCUAAUUUUAUUACUUUUAUGUGGUAUUUUUGUACAAUUUUUGCUUUUGUAGUAAAACUUCCUAUAUAUCUAGUUCAUUUAUGACUUCCUAAGGCUCAUGUUGAAGCUCCUGUAGCUGGAUCUAUAAUUUUGGCUGGUGUUUUAUUAAAAUUAGGUGGUUAUGGUUUGAUUCGAGUUCUCUUUUUAUUUCCUGAAGUAAAUAAAAUAUUUUCUUGAUUUUGAGUUAGUGUUAGAAUUUUAGGUGGGGUAAUUGUAAGAUUUAUAUGUUUACGUCAAGUAGAUAUUAAGUCAUUGAUUGCUUAUUCUUCAGUAGCCCAUAUAGGCUUGGUAUUGAGAGGACUAGUGGUUUUUGGUUGAUGGGGUCAAACAGGAGCUGUAGUAAUUAUGGUGGGGCAUGGAUUAUGUUCGUCUGGACUUUUUUGUCUUGCUAACAUAGUUUACGAGCGUUUAGGAAGUCGAAGAUUAUUAGUGAAUAAAGGUUUAUUGAAUUUUAUACCUAGUUUGGGAUUGUGGUGAUUUUUAUUAAGAAUUGGUAAUAUAGCAGCUCCCCCUACAAUUAACUUAUUAGGAGAAAUUAGACUAAUUUUAAGUGUAGUAAGGUGAAGAAAGCUUAGCAUGUUUGGGAUUGGUUUAUUGUCUUUUUUUAGAGCUGCGUACACUUUAUAUAUAUAUUCGAUAAGACAGCAUGGGUUGUUUUUUAAUUCAUUGUUUUCUUGUUGUUCGGGAAAAGUUUCUGGAUACUUAGUUUUAAUAUUACAUUGAUUGCCUUUAAAUGUUCUUAUUGUAAAAACGGCUAUAAUUUUACCAAGAUUUUAGUUUAAAUAGUUUAAUAAAAACGUUGGUUUGUGGUGCCGAAAUUAUAAGUUAUUUAUUUUAAACCGUGAUUUGAUAUAUUACUAUACAUUUAACUAGAUUGGUAUUUUUAUGUAGAAGAGCUUUUAGUUGUAUUUUGUUAUCUCAUAUAAGUUUAUAUUAUAACAGUGUGACAAUAAUUGAAUGGGAAAUUAUAACUUUAAACUCUUCUUCAGUCGUAAUGACUUUAAUUUUUGAUUGAAUUUCUUUCAUAUUUUUAGGAUUUGUACUUUUUAUCUCUUCAAUAGUGUUAUUUUACAGAGGUGAUUAUAUAGAAGGAGACAAAAGAUUUAAUCGCUUCAUAUAUUUAGUUCUUGCUUUUGUAUUGUCUAUAGGUGCUUUAAUUGUAAGGCCAAAUAUAAUUAGAAUUUUGUUAGGUUGGGACGGGCUAGGUUUAGUAUCAUACGCAUUAGUUAUUUUUUACCAAAAUGAAAAAUCUGCAAAUGCAGGAAUACUAACAGUUUUGUCUAACCGGGUUGGUGACGUUGCUAUUCUUCUUAGAAUCUCUUUAAUAUUUAUAGCAGGGGGUUGAAAUUUUAUUUUAUAUAGAAGGUACAUAAGGGAUUCUAAUUUGUUAUUAAUAAAAUGUUUAGUUGUCAUAGCAGCUAUAACAAAAAGGGCACAAAUCCCCUUUUCUGCUUAGCUCCCAGCUGCCAUGGCAGCUCCUACUCCAGUGUCUGCACUAGUUCAUUCUUCUACUCUAGUUACGGCAGGUGUUUACUUAUUAAUUCGUUUUAGUCCAGCUUUAAUAGGAUCAGAAGCUCAAUCUGUUUUAUUAAUUAUUUCUUGUCUGACAAUAUUUAUAGCAGGAUUAGGGGCUAAUUUCGAGUAUGAUUUAAAAAAGAUUAUUGCUUUAUCAACAUUAAGCCAACUUGGUGUAAUACUAAGGAUUUUAGCUCUUGGUUUUGCUGACUUAGCUUUUUUCCAUUUAUUAGCUCAUGCUUUAUUCAAGGCACUCUUAUUUAUAUGUGCUGGAGUAGUCAUUCAUGCUGUAAAAGAAUACCAAGAUAUCCGUUGUAUAGGAAGAUUAGUUUUUAGAAUACCUUUAACUAGAACCUGUAUAAAUUUGGCUAAUUUAGCUUUAUGUGGAAUACCAUUUUUGGCAGGAUUUUAUUCUAAAGAUUUAAUUUUAGAAGUGGCUUUUAUAAGAAAUAUUAAUUUAUUAGCUUUCGUUUUAUAUGCUUUGGCUACAGGAUUAACUGUUUGUUAUAGAUUUCGUUUAGUUUAUUAUAGUUUGACGGGUCUAUUUAAUUUAAGGAGGAUGAGUCAAGUUAACGAUAAAAGUGUUGUUAUAACUAGAUCAAUGAUAAGAUUGAGGAUUGGCGGUGUCACGGGUGGAGCUUUUUUGUCUUGAGUGAUCUUCCCUGAAUCAUAUAUAAUUUGUUUAACUUUCACGUUUAAAGUGUUGGCUUUAGCAUUAAGAGUGUUAGGGGCUUUAAUUGGUUAUCUUUUAAAUAUUAUAAGUGUAAACUAUAGGUUACGUAGAUUAAAAAGUUAUAGUAAAGUUGUGUUUAUAGGGUCUAUGUGGUUUAUACCUUUUUUAUCUACAUUUAAUUUGAGCUACGUUAGGUUAAAAACUGCAGGCGCAUGUAUGAAGGUUGGUGAUUAUGGAUGAUCCGAACAUUUUGGGGGUCAAGGUUUGUAUUCUAAUGUUAUACAUCAAUCAGGGUACCUUCAAGUUUCUCAAAGUAGAAGUGUAAGAAUUUAUAUAAAAAGGUUUUUAUUUUGAGUAAUUGUUGUAUUUUUUAUCAUAAUUUA